AUGGCUGCUGCUGCUGAAACUGUUGACACCACUCAAGGUCUCCUUAACAUCAAUAUGAUGAAUGUCACCACACUUACCUCCACCAACUACAUCACGUGGAAUCUUCAAGUCCACUCUUUUCUUGAUGGCCACGAUCUUUUCGGCUACAUUGACGGUUCCAAAAUCCCACCGGAUCAUACACUCACCUCCACUUAUCCACCAACACCGAAUCCCGCCUACUCGACCUGGAGACGCCAGGACAAGAUUAUCUAUAGUGGUCUCCUUGGCACUCUUUCUCCUGCUCUUCAACCUCUAGUUUCUAAAACGAAAUCUACUGCUCAAAUAUGGAAAACAAUUUCCUUCACCUAUGUCAAUCCAAGUUGGGGACAUAUUCAACAACUUCGUUUGCAGAUCAAACAAGCUUCCAAAGGUGACAAAACCGUUGAUGAGUAUAUGCAGACGCUGACGACACGUUUUGAUCAACUUGCUCUUCUUGGCAAGCCUCUUGCCCAUGAAGAACAACUUGAGUUCAUCUUUGCUGGGUUACCUGAAGACUACAAGUCUGUCGUCGAUCAAGUGGAAGGUCGCGACAGUCCUUCCUCUAUCAUUGAAGUCCAUGAAAAGCUUAUCAACAAGGAAGCUAAAAUUCUUGCUUUAUCCUUGUCCACACCAACCAUAGGACCCGCUUCUGCUCAUGUUGCAACCUCUCGUCAGAGAUCCAACACUGGGAAGUUUCAACCUCGACAAUCUCAGCCCUGGCACAACAACAACAACAGGCAGCAAUACCAACCUUAA
This is a messenger RNA of Camelina sativa (false flax), 774 nucleotides long. The record is from RefSeq and is a predicted model, not a curated record. Lineage: Eukaryota; Viridiplantae; Streptophyta; Magnoliopsida; Brassicales; Brassicaceae.